Oldenlandia corymbosa var. corymbosa is the source of this 2173-nucleotide messenger RNA. Lineage: Eukaryota; Viridiplantae; Streptophyta; Magnoliopsida; Gentianales; Rubiaceae. The record is from the annotation of a GenBank genome assembly.
GCUAAAUGUAUGUAACUGUGUGAAAUAUGAUUGAAUUUGAUUAUGUAGCGUUUCAAGUUUAUUGAGUGAUCAACUGUAGGAAGUACUGUCUUUAUCAAUACGAUUGAUCCCCUACCCUGAAUUGGAAUUGGCUUCUUCAGUCAGUUCUUGAAGUUAGUUUUAGAAUAUGAUCGUUUCCUUGAUUUUCCUGAAGUAAGUUUUGUCAGCUUUAAAGUCUGGCCAGGAAGGUCACAAAUUUUGGGGUCAAUUUACUUGAUGAGGGUUCUGGUAUAUCUUUUGCACUUGAAAGCUUUUGAUAGAUUGUGAUUGUUGGUGAAGUCUUAUCACAGAAAGGAAAAGAAAGUUGUUUUUUCCAAUCUUUCAACCCUUACAUUUUAUAUCCUUCCCUAGUUUUCGUGGCUGGCUCUGACUUGAAUGCAGUUAUAGCUCUUUAUAUUUGAGAUGACUAAGGGAUAUUUUGAAGUUUCCUCGUAUUUUUAUAGAGGAGAUUGGGGGUUUCACCUUUUUCCUUAGUUUAUCUUAUCUUUGAAUGUGUAAUUGGACUAGUUGCACUUGUGUAUCAUGUGUCAAACUUUCAUUUACGAUGUUCUUAUAAGCUCAAGUGUUUGGACAGAUAGUUACAACGUUUUAUUUGGUAGACCUUAUGUUAAUGUUUCCCUCUCAUGUUUCUUGUUCCUUCAAGUUGUAAUCUUUACUUUGCGAUUUGAGGGCUUCAUAUUUCACUGUUUCCAGAAACACUCCUUGAAAUGCUGUUUACUGUACUGAUUAUUUGAACUGGUUUUUAUCAUUCCAAUUCCAGAAUAUGGCGCUAUACCGUAGCACUCAGUCAAUACGAAGAGUAAUUGCCAACGCUCAGAAAUUGUCAUGGAAUUCUUUUUCAGCAGCCUGCAAUUCUUCCUACAGCAGUUGCUACAACGAAACUAGUGAUAAUGUGCCUUCCAUCUACUUUAGAAGGCCAUUUGUGUCUACUACUCCCCUUCUGAAUGUUUCAAGUCAUGACAAUCCAGGGCCAUCUGACACAUCAUUACCUCCGCUCCAUGGGGGGCCUUCGUACAUGCGUGGUGCAGUGUUUUGGGAACCCAACAAACCCCUCACUUUUGAAGAUUUUCACAUGCCCCGUCCAAAAGCUAAUGAAAUCCUUAUCAAGACCAAGGCCUGUGGAGUAUGUCACUCAGAUUUGCACGUAAUAAAAGGUGAACUUCCGUUUUCAAGCCCGUGUGUUGUGGGGCAUGAGAUUACUGGUGAGGUCGUUGAACAUGGUGCUCUCACUGACUCAAAAAUCAUUGAAAGAUUUCCCAUCGGCGCACAAGUUAUUGGAGCUUUUAUAAUGCCUUGUGGAAGUUGUUUCUUUUGCUCUAAGGGUCAAGAUGAUUUGUGUGAGUCAUUCUUUGCAUAUAAUCGAGCAAAAGGAACUCUUUAUGAUGGUGAAACUCGUCUGUUUCUCCGUAGUAAUGAUAAACCAGUAUACAUGUACAGUAUGGGAGGUCUUGCUGAGUACUGUGUUGUUCCAGCACAUGGAUUGGCUGUUUUACCUAAUUCAUUACCAUACACAGAGUCUGCUAUUCUAGGGUGUGCAGUUUUUACUGCCUAUGGAGCAAUGGCACAUGCUGCGCAGGUGCGUCCUGGUGAUGCCAUUGCUGUGAUUGGCAUAGGUGGUGUUGGCUCAAGUUGUUUGCAGAUAGCACGAGCAUUUGGGGCAUCUGAGAUUAUUGCUGUGGAUGUCCAAGAUGAUAAGUUGCAGAAAGCAUUAACACUUGGAGCCACUCACACCAUUAAUGCGCGCAAUGUGGAUGUUGCCAAAACAAUUAAAGAACUUACUGGAGGGAUGGGGGUGGAUGUUGCCGUAGAAGCCUUGGGCAGACCUCAGACAUUUAACCAAUGUGUUCAGAGUGUUCGAGAUGGAGGAAAAGCUGUUAUGAUAGGUCUUACACUUUCUGGAGCAAAAGGCGAGGUUGACAUAAACCAUCUGGUUCGUCGUCAGAUAAAGGUUGUUGGAUCUUAUGGGGGUCGGGCAAGGCAAGAUUUGCCCAAGUUGAUUAAACUAGCUGAAAGCGGCAUCUUCAAUCUUAAAGCAGCUGUCUCAAGAAAAUGCAAAUUCGAAGAGGCUGACCAGGCAUACAAAGACCUUGAUAAAGGAAGCAUUGUUGGGCGUGCUGUUGUCGAGAUCAUGUAG